This is a messenger RNA of Cottoperca gobio, 1059 nucleotides long. RefSeq names its product complement component 1, q subcomponent-like 2 (gene c1ql2). The transcript has 2 exons. Lineage: Eukaryota; Metazoa; Chordata; Actinopteri; Perciformes; Bovichtidae. Gene Ontology annotation, molecular function: protein binding. Bases 4 to 765 code for a protein of 253 amino acids. The record is from RefSeq and is a predicted model, not a curated record.
GUCAUGGUUUUAGCUCUUAUCAUUGCGAUUCCCCUGCUGGUGCAAACAUCCAAGACUGAUGCGCACUACGAGAUGAUGGGCACCUGUCGGAUGAUCUGUGACCCGUACCACCCUAAACCGAGCGCCACGGCUCUGGAGGUCAUGCAGGACCUGAGCGCCGUCCCUUCUCAAAGCUUUGUUCAAGGGACUAAUGGCGAGCCGGGUCGGCCUGGAAAACCCGGGCCGAGGGGGCCACCAGGCGAACCGGGGCCACCAGGUCCGAGAGGGCCGCCGGGGGAUAGAGGAGAUUCUGGAAAGACUGGGUAUCCCGGGGUGUUGGGCACAGCACGGUCCGAGAGUGGCGGAGAGCUCGGCUCUGCUAUCGGCGCGUCAAAGAUAGCGUUUUAUGUGGGUCUGAAAAAUCCUCACGAGGGAUACGAAUUGUUACGGUUCGACGACGUUGUCACGAACCUUGGGAACCAUUACGACCCGACAACCGGCAAGUUCACAUGCCAAGUGUCUGGGAUUUACUACUUCACCUAUCAUGUGCUGAUGCGUGGAGGAGACGGGACAAGCAUGUGGGCAGACUUGUGCAAAAACGGACAGGUCCGAGCCAGCGCCAUAGCGCAGGACGCCGACCAGAACUACGACUACGCCAGCAACAGUGUCGUCCUGCAUCUGGACUCCGGCGACGAGAUUUAUGUCAAACUGGACGGCGGCAAGGCGCACGGCGGAAACAACAACAAAUACAGCACGUUCUCCGGCUUCCUUUUGUACUCGGACUAAAAUGGGACAGGCCUAAUCGCAUCACUCCAUCCCAGAACUUCCAUGACAGAAUUAAAAUCCAAUCUGAUCAACACUGAUGAUCAGACCGACAAGACGAAGAUGCCACCGUGCAAUCAAACCCCUAGUCUCAUAUUCAGUUUUAAAAUGUAACUUUUCUCAUAGACUAUGAGACUAUAUAAUCCAUGAAAUUUCACUUAUUUCCGCAAUACUUUCACAUGCAUUUGCUAAGCAGAUCUAUAUGGCAUGUUCAAGGACACUUCUGGAACGCUUUGUUCUUCUUUGAAAAUAAGAUAA